GUCCACACACUCAGUUUAUGUCUUGUGGUGGUGUACGUACUCACUGACAUCUGGGGAAAGAUUUUAAGCCUGGGAUAUAUAUGUACAUAUUUUGAUGUUUUCUCUGACACCAUGGAUUACUGCACCCUGAAAGGAUUCUUGGUGGUUUUGCUGAUACAACGCUGCACAUCUGAAGGGUUGUCUCCAUCCAUCCAGACCUCCACUGUGGUCAACCACCAAGAUGGCCAAAUCUCACCCAAGGAACCAGAGCUGCCCCCUGCGGAAGUGGUGCCAAUAGUGUCCCCUCCUAGUCUGAAGGAGGUACAGCAGGCUGUCCAGGAGGCCUCCGAGCAGGUGGAGGGUCGCGGAGCAGAAGAAGUUCUGAAGGAGCUACUGGAGAGGGUGGUGGAGGCGGCUUUGGGACAAGUGGAAGGAGGGAGUGAUGCCAAAGAAGAUGCGUUGCAGGGAGCGGUUGAGGAGAAAGCGUUGGGGGCUGAAACCGGGGAAACUGAAGCAGAAGCAGAAGUGUUGAAGGUGGCGAAUGAUGAAAACAUGGGCUUCAAGGAAGGAGACACGAGUGUCGAAGAGAAGCGGGAGGUAGUGGAUGCAUUUGAAGUUGCAGCGGAGGAGGGAAAAGGGGUUGUCGAGGGAGAGGCUGGUGCGGAAACCGGUUUAGAGAUCACUGAUGAGUCUCUGGGAAGUAGAUUCAGUCAGGACAUUGUAGAGGGAGCUGGAGCUGCUUUAGAAGAGACGGCAGGGGAUAUAGCGGUAGAGGAAACAAGGGAGAGGAACAACAGGGAGCAGGAAAUGUCAGAAGAAGAAGAAGGAGAAGGAGUAUCUGAAUCAGAGGAAUCUCCAUCUGUUGUGGAGGUGACGGAAACAACAGAAGAGACCGAACCUAUCCUGGGGGUGGCUGAUGUCGAGCAGGCAGGGCAUGCUUUGGGAAAAGAUGAAGCUGUGGGAGAAGAAUCUCAGGUAGAUGAAAUGGAAGGUGAGGCAAUGGCGCUGCCUUCUGAUAAUUAUGAGAUAGAAACCACACAAACCGCGGCAGGGGAAGCCGUAGAGGAGGAAGAAGAGCUAAACACAGAGAAUGACAGCGAAGGACAUAGAGCACAAGACGAGCAAACCCAUUUAGGGAAGGGAGGAACUGCAGAAGAGGUAGAAGUGGAAGCUACGAGUGUGAGGGAAGCAACUGGAGAGGAAGGUGGCGUUUCAAUCAGGGAGGAAUCAGUGGCGCUGGUGAAUGAGGGAGGUGACCGAAAAGCAGGAGAAGAGGAAGAGAUCACUUCAGAGACUUCACAAGGCGGUGAAAAGGAAGAUCAAGAAGCGCCGGUGAGCUCUGGUCCACAGGCCGGGGACGGCGCCGGAACCACGCUGGAGAUCCAGACGCCAACCCGAAACCCUGCCCUGGGCGGUGCUGAGGAGACUGGAGGAAAUGCCUUUGGUGAUGGGAAUGAAAUCAUCACCCCCACAGAUAACCUUAUGUCGCAUGACCCUGCUGCGGCACGGCCUACACUGGAUAUUUUUCCUCUAGCUGGAACAGCUCAGGCAGAAGGAGCAGAACCGGGGGAGGCCAAAGAGCUUGUCGAAGAUACAGCUGGAGCCACAGAGAUGAAGGAACUGGGCCUGGAGGCAUGGAAGAUUGGGGCUAUUUUUGCUGCAGUCUUUCUUAUUUUGGAGGCUGUUGUCAUUGUUGUCUAUGUCCUCAAAUGCCGUAACAAAACCAGUAUCCCAGCUCUGCAGCGGGCAUGUGAGGAAGGGUGCGUCGAACCAGAAGUGGCCACGGGAAGUGACUGCUGUGACGAAACAUUGCCUGCGGGCAAUGGAGAUACUCAACAGAUAGCCGCACUUGACCCAUCUGAUGUGGCUUCAGCCCUGGCUGCAAAAAAGGAGCAGCAACAAGACGAGAACGCAAUAGCCAUGUCAGACCUUCCGCCCAGCUCCACAGAGGAGUCGGGUAAUACUGGACCAGGACCAGACUCCUCACAGGACCUCAGGACUUCCAUUCUCUAGGGGUUCCAGCUGUUUUUCUGUUCCUAUUGUAUCUAAAUAAAACACAAAAAGCCACUUUUCAACCUUUGCGCCCAACCCCAAUCCACACAGCCAGCGACCGACUUAGACCUUAUGUCUCAAAACCUAAUUAAUUCCAACACAGACUACCUUGGAUUCAGACUGUAACAGCUACUGCAUGUGUGUAUCACAUUUAUAUUUAGUGUAUAUGACUUAAUGUGUGCAUGUAAAUUGAAACAGGAGAUGCUGAAACACAUUUAGUAUGUUUGAAUGUGUGGACGAGAGAACAGAAAAAUACUCUGUACAUGUGCGACUGUGUAAAUGUGAUAAAUUUGUUUCUAAUUUGGCGUUUGUAUUUAGGCUGUAUUUAGCGUUUAGGCUGCAAUUGAAGCUGGUGACAGCAACGUUAAAAGGGCCACUUUUCUCAUUUCAUCAGCAGUUUAGUAGAGCAUGUUCACAGUGUGAUAGUUGUGCCAUAAAAUGCCUUAUCCUUAUCUGCACAGUCUCAUUAAGUUGCACAAUACUAGCCUACACACACACACACACACAAAACAAAAGAUUUUUCAUCACUUUAUUCUACAUAACUCUUUGCCUGUCCAUCUGUGCAUUGUCAUUUGAGUAAUACUAAAUUAAAAUGAUUAUGUUCCUUCUUG
Molecule: messenger RNA, 2642 nt
Organism: Mugil cephalus (flathead mullet)
Lineage: Eukaryota; Metazoa; Chordata; Actinopteri; Mugiliformes; Mugilidae
Exons: 6
Coding region: 112-1992 (626 amino acids)
Source: RefSeq, a predicted model, not a curated record